This is a messenger RNA of Arabidopsis thaliana (thale cress), 1835 nucleotides long. RefSeq names its product Polynucleotidyl transferase, ribonuclease H-like superfamily protein (gene DPD1). Gene Ontology annotation, cellular component: mitochondrion; chloroplast. Gene Ontology annotation, molecular function: nucleic acid binding; 3'-5' exonuclease activity. The transcript is spliced from 3 exons. Bases 714 to 1664 code for a protein of 316 amino acids. NCBI's taxonomy places the organism in Eukaryota, Viridiplantae, Streptophyta, Magnoliopsida, Brassicales, Brassicaceae. The record is from RefSeq and is marked reviewed.
CUCCGAUUCAUUUUCUCCUUCUGGGUCAUUUCGAUUCUCUGUAAUUAAAGACAAAGUUCGUCUCUUUUUAGGUCUCCUCGUUGAAAAAAACUCAGAUUUUGUUUGAUUCCCUUCUUCAUUUCUGCAAUUCCUCACUUGUUUUCGAAUUAAAAUCAAAAAUUCGUUUCUUUUGAAUUUGACUUAUCGUUUUCUUUACCCUGUUUGAUUUGUCUGGAUGCUUACACAAUUAGGUGAAAGUUAUGAUUUUUAUUGCUUCCUAGAUUUCUAAACCAAGGAAAAGAUUUGAAAUUCAAAGUCUCUGUAACGAUUUCAAAAUCUGUUUUAUUUAUGUUUCUGUUUGGAAUAUAAGAAUUGUUUCCUCUGCCUUGCUUUCUUCUCUCUUAUGCUGAGAUUAUAGAGUAUGUUGUGUUCUAUUGUCUUUGUAGCUUGUUCCCUUCUAUAUCUGUAUAGAAAAGAACUCAAAUUUUGAGUCAAAGAUUAAAUUUUCCAUAGGGUUUUGAAGAAAUUUUGUAAUGAUGUUGUGAAACUACUCGUCUUUAGGAUCAGAAGGGAACUAUAGAAAUGAAACUGUUAAGAAGUUGUAUCCACUGUGGGUUUAUAUGUGCCUAGUUCUAAUUUUCAUUCUCUGGAUCUACAGAUUGGAAUAGAGGAGACAUUGUCUCUUUGAUUCUUGAGCUUAUUUGGGGGAGAGAAAGAGAGAGCGAGAGGAUCUGAUGUGUAUCUCAAUCUCGCAAGUCUCUAGAUUGAGAAUCCAUUCAUUUGGAAGUUCUUGCUGUGAGCGUGUUCAUGGAUGGAUCAAGAACAGCUCUAGCUUGAAGCUGCUUGAUGUUAGAGCUUCUUCUGUUGAUGGUAAAGCAAGAUGGAUCAGACGUAACGUGAGUACAACUACACAAGGUAGUAGAAGCAACACUAAGAGCAGUGUGUUGGGAGGAACAGUUCCUGUAACCAGGAUUAUAGAUGAAGAGAGUAGAACCAAGGUACAGCCUUUUGGUAAUCUUCAGCAACGGCUUGCGCAAGAUAAAGAUCUGUCUAAGCUCCUCACGGUUAUAGUCUCUGAUCUUGAGACAACUGGUUUGCAUCGGAAAAAUGAGCGGAUAAUUGAAAUUGCAGCUCAGGAUAUAGCUGGUGGUGGGUACAGCACAUUUCAGACUCUUGUCAACCCGGGUGUUGUUCCUAUAACUAACGCACAUAUCCAUGGAAUCAGGAAUGAUAUGGUCUGUCGACCCGAGGUUCCAAGGAUGGAAGAGCUGAUACCGAUAUUUCUGCGGUAUGUUGAGAGUCGACAGAAGCCUGGAGGUUAUGUGAUGUUAGUUGCACACAACGGCAAAUCAUUUGACUUCCAGUUUUUGAUCAACGAGUUUAACCGUUGUUCUUAUGAGAUUCCUCAUAAUUGGUUGUUACUCGACUCGCUCCCACUCGCUAGAGAGAACAUGAAGUCUGUAGAGCCAACGGUUAAGCUAAGUUCAUCGUUGGAAGCGCUUGCGGACUACUAUAGUCUUACAAGGGAGGGUGAUGCUCACAGAGCCUUGUCAGAUGUGUUACUCUUAUCUAAGGUGUUCCAGAAACUCACCAUUGAUCUCAAGCUCUCACUCUCUGAUCUCGUCCUUCGCUGUCACACUGCAUCUGAUAUCAGUGCUGCCAUGGCCAAGAACAAGAAGGCCUGAAGCAUUUUAGACAUAGCUAUAAGCUUCUUUUGGGAUAUUCUUCUCUCAUUCUAUUGUUUAAUGUAUCUAACUCUGCAAUUAAUGUAACCGAUUAUUUAAUUUGAUCCUACAUUAAUCAAGACAAAAUACAGAGCCAGAGUUUUUCCACCUCUUGGACAAAACACAAUUACA